AUGACUGAAAAGCAAAGUUCUGGGGAUCCCUUACCGCGUCUGAAGGGAAACAUGGAGCAGGUUGUCCCGCUGAAGGGACCUUCUAAGCCUCCCACACACAAUGCUGGCCCGUCUAGAGUCAGUGCCCUAUCUGACCAUUCUGGGAAAACAGAGCAACCUGCUGUUCAACCAAAGAAAAAGUCUGUAUAUGUGGCUCAUCAUGAGCAACGAAAUUCUCGGGGUCGAAGUAGGGGCCGUUCCAGGUCCAACAGACGCCCGUCUGAUGCUGGGAUCGCCUUAGUCCCUCCAAGUGACCGAUCUCAUCGAAGUCGAAGCAAAGGGGCAGCAUCUUCCAAGGAUCCCCCUCAGGGAAUGAAGCAGCAAAUAACCCAGAAAUCAUGGGCGAUGGUUGCUAGAACGAUGGAAAAGGGGUAUGGCCUCUCCUUUAUACCUCCAACUAUUGUUGAUGGCAAACAUGUUGUUAGAAUAUCUGAUCAUAUAUUGGAAGAAGCUAAUCCGAAAUGGAAAGAAUGUAUCGUUGGAUACUUUGUGGGGAAAAAACUCCCCUUCAAGUUGACAGAAACAGCAAUCAAAAAUGUCUGGGGGUCAAAUGUUAUUGAAGUCUUAGCUAAUCCUGAUGGUUUCUUUUUUUUCCACAUUCCGGACGAAUUCUAUCGUCGGAAAAUUCUGGAUGGGGGGCCUAUAACCAUUCUCAGAGUCCCCAUGAUGUUACAGCAAUGGCAUCCUACUCUGAAACUAGUGAAAGACCAGCAUAAGUCUCUUCCGGUUUGGGUGAAGUUGAGGGACAUGCCUGUCUCCCUCUGGUCAGCUACUGGUAUUAGUGCUGUUGCCAGUGCAAUCGGAAAACCUCUUCAUGUUGACCUUCAAACAGAGAAGAUGAAGAUGAUAUCAUACGUUAGAGUGUGCAUCGAAAUUAGUGCUACACAAAAUCUGGCUGACUCCAUUGACAUUUAUAUGAAUGAGGAAAUCUGGAAGAUCAAGGUUGAAUAUGAAUGGCGCCCAAUCUCGUGCACGACUUGUGGCAUCUUUGGGCACAAAUGUCCUCCCACAAGUGUGAUACCAUCUGGGCCUUCCACAGAGCCUAGUCCUCCUAUUAGUGCUGAUAAAGCCCCUCACAACGCUGAUUCAUGGCAGACGGUGAGAAACAAAAAGGGCAUUCCCCGCAAUAUUUCAGUAAAUAAUGCCUCCCCUGAUAGUGGUGAUCUCUCGGUCCCCCUCCAGAUUUCUCAAAAAGGGGAUCGCCAAACCCACCAGGUCAAUGCAGGGACCUCUUUGGAAUCCUCACCGGAUUCCUCUGACUCGGAAGACCAGAUAGGUGAUCAUGGUAGCAAUGUUGGUGGUGAAUCUGAGGAUGAGUCUCCCUCCCCCCUCCCGACUAUAACUCAACGCAAAGCUCCAUUGAAUCAAGCCGAAGUGCCAGCUAGCCGUCCCUCUACUUCUGGAAUGGCCGACUCUUUGGCUGCAAUCUCGACGGAUGAUGCUGAUCUUGCUACCAAAGACCAUCCUGUGCCUGUUACUAGGGGCCCAGUUCAAGAGAGCAGUCCCACAACUGCUAAGGCGGCCAGCCGUAAACCAAAAAAACGGGCUGGCACUAAAAGGAGGGGUCUGGGCGACUCCAUUAAACAGGCAGAAAUAAGAGCCCUCGUUAGAGCUCACAAUUUAUCCUGUCUUGGCAUCCUUGAGACAAAGAUUAAUCCGACCCUUUUUGAAUCCCUCUCCAUUGGACUCGUGCCGGGCUGGGAGUGGAAGACCAAUAAUGAUCUUUCGCCGCGUGGUAGAAUAUGGAUUGGGUGGAAUCCGCAAGAAAUAGACCUCCAAGUCCUUUCUAGAACCACCCAAGUUAUCCAUGGUCGGGUUCGUUUGUUGGCACUAAAUAAGACUUGUCUGUUUUCGGUUGUUUAUGGAGAGCAUACUUUUGUGGCUCGCCGUGCUCUUUGGGCAGAUCUUGUGCUUUCAAGUAGUCUGUUUGAAAAUGAACCUUGGCUGGUUGCCGGGGAUUUUAAUGCUAUAAGGGACAACUCUGAUAGAAUGGGUAGUUCUAACGCAUGGUUGCCAGCCUUUGAUGAUUUCGGCAUUUGUUUGGACCAAGCUGGUCUUGAUGACCUGAGAUAUACUGGCCACCGGUUCUCUUGGUCAACUACAGUGGGAGUAAAUCGCAAGCAAAGGAAGAUUGAUAGGGUGCUGAUUAAUGCUAACUGGACCAGCUCGUUCUCUUAUUCCGAGGCAAACUUCUUGGCUUCCGGAGUUUCUGAUCACUCCCCGAUGAUCAUCAGAAUUGAACAUGCAGUCUCAUCGAGAAAGCCAUUCAAAUUCUUCAAUUUUUGGCUAUCUCACCAGGCUUUUCCGGAUAUUGUUAAGCAAGUGUGGGAGUCUCAGAUCACUGGAACUCCAAUGUUCCGGCUGUGCCAAAAACUCAGAAUUCUAAAAGGGAGACUGAAGCAGUUGAAUAGAGACUCGUUCUCUGACAUUUCGGCCCGCACAGCUCAAGCAAGAGAGAUGCUUACGUCCACCCAAGAUUCCUUAGCUUGUGAUCCUUCUAAUAUGGAUUUGGCGAACCUUGAAAAGGAGCAGCUUCUCAUCUUUUCCAAUCUACGUCUCCAGGAGGAAGCUUUUUACAAACAAAAAUCGAGGAUAAGAUGGCUGAAUGAUGGGGACUUGAACACCAAAUAUUUCCAUCAUUUCGUCAACAAGCGACAGCAUAGCAACCGUAUCCUCUCCGUCUCGGACUCUAAUGGUGUCCUCCUUUCAGACCCGACAUUAGUCCAUAACCAUAUUAUCUCGCAUUUUCAGACUCUAUUAUGCGCAAGAGAUUCUGAUGAUGCAAGAGAUUCUGAUGAUCGGCCUUCCUAUGCUGACAUCCAGCCUAUGGUAGCUCGUACUCUCAGUAGUGAACAAAUCAACCUGUUAUCCAAGGAGGUCUCGGAGUCCGAAAUUCGUAAGACUCUCUUCUCCCUUGCCAAAGGUAAGGCCCCGGGGCCGGAUGGGUACAAUGUUGACUUCUUUAUCUCCUCUUGGCAAGUCGUUGGGCCGUCGGUUAUAUUGGCUAUUAAGGAUUUUUUUCAGUCAGGCUGCAUGCUAAAGGAGAUCAAUGCCACUAUUAUUACACUUGUCCCCAAGGUUUCAAAUGCCACGGGAAUGAACGACUUUAGACCAAUUGCAUGCUGUAAUACAAUUUACAAGUGUAUAGCCAAAAUCCUGGCUAACCGAAUUGCUGCUGUGUUGCCGUCAAUUAUAAGUCCUCAGCAGAAUGCUUUUGUAAAGGGUAGGAGAAUAGGAGACAAUAUACUCCUCGCACAGGAGUUAUUUGCAGGCUUUCACCAUGAACCCUAUCUACCUAAGUGUGCCAUCAAAGUUGAUUUCCGUAAGGCUUAUGACACUCGUAGACUGGAAUUUUUGAAAUCGCUCGGAAGUCUUUGGGUUCCCUACGAUGAUCACGAAACUUGUUAUGGAAUGUGUCACUUCUCCUAA
This is a messenger RNA of Syzygium oleosum, 3468 nucleotides long. RefSeq lists its product as uncharacterized. Gene Ontology annotation, molecular function: catalytic activity. The record is from RefSeq and is a predicted model, not a curated record. The coding region runs from base 1 to 3468 and encodes 1155 amino acids. The transcript has 2 exons. Lineage: Eukaryota; Viridiplantae; Streptophyta; Magnoliopsida; Myrtales; Myrtaceae.